AACAGUUCCACAUAGCCAACUACCUUGACUAGCUCGCCAGGAUGCAGUGCUUCAUUUGGUUCAUAGGCACAGCCGCGUUGUGGAGCGUCGCAGCGGGCGCUAAGUCGAGACCCAUUCUUGGCAUCGCCCCGCGUGGCUAUCAGGAGCAGGAUACGGCGCGUGCCUUCUACUCGUACGGCUACAGCGAUGAGAAUGCGGCGCGAGCGGAGUACACAGCACGCGAUGGCUCCUCGCGCGGCUUCUACUCGUAUGUGGACGCCAAUGGCAAGCUGCAGACGGUCAAGUACGAGGCGGGCGGUCGGCAGGGCUUCAAGGCGGAGGCCAGCAAUCUGCCCAAGCAGCCCGUCGACGACAAGAAGCCGGUGACGGACACGGCGGAGGUGCAGCAGGCGCGCCAGGCACAUCUCAGCGCCAUACGCGAGGCACAGGACAGGGAGCGGGCGGUGGCGGAACGGGCGCAGCAAAACGAGGAGCAGCCGCUAAGCGACGAGGAUGCGGACAUACUGGAACGUGUGCGCGCAGAGCUGACAGCCAUGCUGGCGGAGCGGCAGCGAGGCGAGGAAGAUCGCGAAGCCGACGCCGCAAGCGAGGCUGCAAAUCAGGCGGAGAACAGGGAAAGGGAGCGGGAAAGGGAGCGGGAACGGGAACGGGUGCGGGAUCAGGAACAGGCACGCCCACGUGAUUCCAACGAUCUGCGGCUGCGCACGGUCUACCGCCUGGCAGACAUCAGUUCCAGCAGCUACCUGAAGCUAAGCGAUCUCGAGGAUCGUCUGGGUAACACCUAUUAUUCCUACGUCUCGCCCGAUGCCAAAUACAGCGUGACCACGCCCACCGAGCUGAGAAGCUUGCGUCCCGUGGCGCUCAGUCGCAGCCUCGUUUUGAGCAAGCGGAACUAGAGAUGUCUAUGGAAGAUUUGUUGAAUCCUGGUUGGAAUUAAGUUGAACGUACUCUUAAGAAUAAAUGCAUUCUGUGCACCA
Molecule: messenger RNA, 977 nt
Organism: Drosophila montana
Lineage: Eukaryota; Metazoa; Arthropoda; Insecta; Diptera; Drosophilidae
Gene: Cpr72Ec
Product: Cuticular protein 72Ec
Exons: 1
Coding region: 42-896 (284 amino acids)
Source: RefSeq, a predicted model, not a curated record